GAUGUAUUCCACAAAGGCUAUAUAAGAGCUAGCGCGUGCAAGGACGGUGAUUAUACUAUAAGCAAAACUGUGGAAAAACUUUGAUUAUGGCAGCGAAAGUAAAGCUUCUAGCGAUUACGUCGGUACUCGCUGCUUUGUCUCUCAUUGAAUGUACAGAUGUCCCUAAUUUAAAUCAGGCAUGCUUCCGAUGUCUCUGCCACGUGUAUACCAAUUGUAAAUCAUCAGACGAUUGCUCUGGCGAUUAUUGCGGUCCAUUCACCAUUUCUAAGGUGUAUUGGACUGAGGCUGGCAAAAUCACUCUGCCGGGUGACGAUCCCGCUAGCGAGAAUGCUUGGAAGGAAUGUGCUACGGACUACAACUGCGCCCAAAAGAUCGUAAAAGGUUAUCUUCAGAAGUUUGUCAAGGACUGCAAUAACGAUGGUGAAAUCAACUGCUUCGAUUACAUGAUGAUCAAUAGUAAUGGAGGAUACAAUUGUACCCCGCCGCUGGACAGGUCCGAGACGGGGCGCAUGUGGCUGGAGCGUUACGACGAAUGUCACACGAAACUUAAUUUAUUGCACUGAUUUCAAUAAAUAUCAAAUAAGUAAUAUACAAUAAUAUUCUUGUUUCGUUCGUAUACAAUAAACUUUGGGUAAUAAAAUUUUGACGCCAUA
Messenger RNA from Danaus plexippus (monarch butterfly), 653 nucleotides. RefSeq names its product lysozyme-like. The transcript is spliced from 5 exons. The coding region runs from base 87 to 563 and encodes 158 amino acids. NCBI's taxonomy places the organism in Eukaryota, Metazoa, Arthropoda, Insecta, Lepidoptera, Nymphalidae. Gene Ontology annotation, molecular function: lysozyme activity. The record is from RefSeq and is a predicted model, not a curated record.